GACACCAUUGAUUGUUGUGAUUAUUAUUAUAGAGAAUUCUAAAACUGUUUAUACUUUUUAUCAGUUUGCUUAAUUUACUUUUCAACAUUCAUGUUUAGGGUGGAACUGUUAUCGAUUCAUACGUGAUGUUUUCGCUGUGCAAAAUGUAACAGUUUCGGUUUCUCGGUAUCAACUGUUGCAAUGUUGAUACUUUACAUUAACCACAUCGUAUUUGCACAUAGCUAACGACAGACGUAGAAAUGGUAUAGCGGUGUUCCAAUUAGACCCAAAACGUGGCCAAAAUGCGUGUAAAUUUGCGUAGAUUCAUGAUAAUAGGCGUCUCUCUGACUGGUGCAUGGUUUAUAUACACGUAUUUAUCAUUUUUCGUAAUCACGAAUUCGUAUAGCCGAAACAAUUUCAUGGACUUGGAGAAAAAGUUAGAUAGUUUACAGUCAAAACUCGAUGUUGAACUGAGUGACAGUAGUGUGUUGUUAGAAAAAGUUAAACAGCAUUUAAUAAGAAGUGAACAGAAUGAGAAAACCAAGGAAUUGUACAGUAAUAACUUAGAAACACAGAGUAUAAUUAAUCCAAUCCUGCCAGUUUUAGUAAUAGCAUGCGAUAGAAUAACAGUCAAGAGGUGUUUGGAUAAUCUAGUCAAGUUCAGACCUAAUAAGGAGACAUUCCCUAUUAUAGUUAGUCAGGACUGCGGUCACAACGCAACCUACCAAGUGAUAAAGAAAUACACAGAUUCGGAUCCGACAAUAUCUGUAGUGAAACAACCAGACCUUUCAGAGAUACCCUUGGCACGCGCCAAAGUUAAAUUCAAAGGGUACUAUAAAAUAGCGAGGCACUAUAAGUUCGCGUUGAAUUAUAUAUUCAGAAGUUUGGGGCACGAGGCUGUGAUUAUCGUGGAAGAUGACUUAGAUAUUUCUCCAGACUUCUUUGAAUAUUUUCAAGGGACAUACCCGUUGUUGCUCAAAGACCCUAGUAUAUGGUGCAUUUCAGCGUGGAACGACAACGGCAAGAAGGAACUGAUAGAUCUCUCUCGACCCGAACUAUUGCACAGGACGGACUUCUUUCCAGGGUUGGGAUGGGUUCUGAGGAGUGAUACUUGGGAUAUGCUGGAGGCUAAGUGGCCGGAAGCAUUUUUCGACGAUUGGCUACGAGAUCCACAGAACACUCAGGGUAGAGCGUGCAUACGACCCGAAGUGUCGAGAACGUAUUCGUUCGGAAAGGUGGGAGUAAGCAAGGGGCUAUUUUUUGACUUACAUCUAAGAUACAUGCAGUUGAAUAUGGAGUUUGUUGAAUUCACUAAACUAAAUCUCACGUAUUUAAUAAAGGACAUAUACGACGACAAUCUAACGUCGCUAGUGUAUUCUCUUCCGGAAUCAACAGCCGAAGAUGUGAUCACAGGGAUUGGUACUGGGCCGGUCAGAGUCGGUUAUUCUAACGCGAAAACUUAUCAAAAAGCCGCUAAAAAAUUGGGAUUGAUGGAUGAUUUUAGAAGUGGCAUUCCCCGUACAGCAUACAGAGGUAUAGUGACAUGUUAUAUAAAGGGUCGAAGGGUAUACCUUGCGCCUAACUACGAGUGGGUCAAAUAUGACCCCAACUGGGGUUAAAAAAAAUAUAGCAAUAUUUGAGGGUAGACUGAAAUGUACAGAUUUUUUUUUCGUUUUUGUGGUUUUUUUUUCUUUGAGAUGGAAUAUUUUUAGAAUAUAUAGUAUGUUUGAUUGUUAGUGGUAAAAUUGUUGUUUUUUUUUUUUUAAUUGUAGAAACUGUAUGUAUAAAGGUUUUUUUUGGUUGAUUACGCGAUUUAUUCGUUGAUAUUUAUAAAAUUAGUAGAGAAAUGAUUGGCCAAAUUAAAUUGUUUUUAUGUAUGUUAUGUAUAAUGUUUGUAAACGGAUGACCAAUAUGGAAGCUAUUUGAGGGAUAAAAUAAUAAAAAAAAAAUAGAAGUAAAUGUGUUCGUAAAAUUGAGUAUUUGAAUA
Messenger RNA from Colias croceus (clouded yellow), 1966 nucleotides. It is a transcript of the gene gly, whose product is annotated as alpha-1,3-mannosyl-glycoprotein 2-beta-N-acetylglucosaminyltransferase. NCBI's taxonomy places the organism in Eukaryota, Metazoa, Arthropoda, Insecta, Lepidoptera, Pieridae. Bases 282 to 1598 code for a protein of 438 amino acids. Gene Ontology annotation, cellular component: Golgi apparatus. Gene Ontology annotation, molecular function: alpha-1,3-mannosylglycoprotein 2-beta-N-acetylglucosaminyltransferase activity. The record is from RefSeq and is a predicted model, not a curated record. Gene Ontology annotation, biological process: protein N-linked glycosylation. The transcript has 9 exons.